AUGGUCCGGUUGCCGUUACCCACGCGGCUCAGCUCGCAUUUGACCGCGAGGAGCGCGAGCUCGACUCCGGGGCAGAGCAGAAGCACCAGUCCAAUGCGCUCGGUGGAGACAAAACCACUGCUGAUCAAGGUGACCGUGAUCAAGGGUCGAAAUCUUGCGGCGAAAGAUCGUGGUGGCACAAGUGAUCCGUACCUGGUGGUGACAUUGGGCGACGCAAGACAAUCUACCCCCACGAUAUCCAAGACAUUGAACCCGGAAUGGAACGUUUCCUUCGAAAUGCCCGUCAUGGGCGUCCCUCUGCUGGAAUUCAUCUGUUGGGACCAUGAUCGCUUCGGCAAAGACUACAUGGGCGAAUUCGAUAUUGCACUGGAGGACAUCUUCACGGACGGACAGGUUAACCAGGAGCCCACAUGGUAUACACUCAAGUCAAAACGGGUCUCCAACCGGCCCAGCCGCAAAAAGAAGAAGAAGGAGAAGAAGGAUAGCAAUGUCUCCGGCGAGAUCCUGCUCCAGUUCUCGCUGUCAGACUCAGCCAACCCGGCCGCCUCACCUACUGAAACAUAUCGGAAAUUCAAGAGUCUGGUCUCUGCAGGCGACGAGGAUGACCAGUCGCCCGACGACCAAAUCCCACAACUUGAUCUUGACGAGCUCGAGCAGGAGACUUCUGAUGAGACGGAUGAUCCGUCGAAGCCCGAGGUCGUUGAGAAGCGCCGCCGCCGUCUUCGGUUAGCUCGCCUGAGGCGCAAGUCCCUGGCUGCCCGCGCAUAUCAAUUUUCGGGCUCGGGCACUGGGGUCCAAGGCAUUGUGUUUAUGGAAAUUGUACGGGUCAAGGACCUGCCUCCCGAACGCAAUGUUACUCGCACAUCGUUCGACAUGGACCCCUUCGUCGUCACUUCUCUGGGACGAAAGACGCUCAGGACGCCCGUCAUCAGACACAACUUAAACCCGGUGUAUCACGAAAAGAUGGUCUUCCAGGUAAUGAAACACGAGCAGACCUAUACCAUCAGCUUCACCGUGAUGGACCGAGACAAGUUCUCGGGCAAUGACUUUGUCGCCUCCGCCAGCUUCCCUCUGCAGAAACUCAUUCAGUCAGGCCCCGAGGCGGACCCCGAGUCGGGUUUGUACCAUUUCGUAGAACUGGACCCUCCCAGUCCUACCAAGUCCAGUCCCCGCUAUGCCGUCAGCCCGUCACCUUCCUCCCAAAGUCUCUCCAAGAUGGGCAGACCGGCACUCAAGUCUCGCAACUCCGGCAACUCCGUGUCAUCCCUGACAAUGCUCGAAGUGGCAAACCGACCCCCACCUACGUCUGUCCCCGAAGAGAGUGGCUCUGAGGUCGAUAGCAGUAGCUCGACCCUACAGACUCCGUCGGCUUCAGCGACAAGUGCAACUGCGACAGAGAGCAGUGAUUCAAUUCCCCCAGCAAACGAGGAAGGAUUAAGAGAGUACAAAAUUCCCCUAAUCCUCAAGAACCGAGACCGGUGGGAAGACAAACACUCGCCGGAGUUGUUCGUCAAAGCCAAGUUUCUGCCGUACAGCGCGUUGCGUCAGCAAUUCUGGAGACUGAUGCUGAAGCAAUACGAUGCGGACGACAGCGGCCGCAUCGACAAGGUCGAGAUGACAACGAUGCUCGACACUCUUGGAUCCACCCUCAAGGAAUCAACGAUCGAUGGCUUCUUCAAACGAUUCAGCGACGGAAAUGAACCCAGCGAAUCGGCCGAUUUGAGUUUCGACGAAUGCGUGAUUUGCUUGGAAGACACCCUUCGGUACCUUCAGAAAAAGAACUCGGUGCCCGCAAUGCCCGCUCCACGGAGACCCGGUCUCGGACCAUCACCAGUCGGAAGCCAAGAAAGUGAGGAGCCAUCCAGCGACGAGGAUCUCGUUAUAGAAACCAGUACCCGCCCAUCGUCCAAUGCUAAUCCCCAAAAAACAGCGGUUCCAACUAUCAGCAGUGACGAGCAGCCUAGUUCUUCGAAUGACGACGAAUUGCGGCCCGAUGAUCUUGGUGACGAGCGCGGUGAGGAGCACGUCAUUGAGAUCCGUGAGUGUCCGCUUUGCCAUCAGCCUCGCCUCGCCAAACGAUCGGAUGCGGAUAUCAUCACUCAUAUUGCGACCUGCGCGAGCCGUGACUGGCGUCAGGUCGAUAAUCUGGUUAUGGGCGGUUUCGUGACUUCCAGCCAGGCUCAGCGCAAGUGGUAUUCCAAGGUGAUCACCAAAAUUUCGUACGGAGGUUAUCGCCUUGGAGCAAACUCGGCCAAUAUCCUUGUCCAGGAUCGCAUUACCGGUCAGAUCAAUGAGGAGCGUAUGAGUGUGUAUGUCCGUCUGGGAAUUCGGUUGUUGUACAAGGGCCUCAAGAGCAAGGAAAUGGAAAAGAAGAGAAUUCGUCGCGUCCUAAAGUCUCUGAGUAUCAAGCAGGGCCGAAAGUAUGACGAUCCAGCCUCUGCUAGCCAGAUCCAGGACUUCAUCAAUUUCCAUCAGUUGGACAUGUCCGAGGUUCUCCUGCCUCUUGACAAAUUCCGUAACUUCAACGAGUUCUUCUACCGCGCUCUGAAGCCCGAUGCGCGCCCGUGCUCUGGCCCCGAUGAGCCAAAGAUUGUGGUCUCGCCUGCUGAUUGUCGCUCCGUCGUCUUCGAUCGCAUGAGCGAUGCCACCAGCAUCUGGGUGAAGGGUCGUGAGUUCUCGGUCGAGAGAUUGCUGGGCAAUGCCUAUCCAGAAGAUGCUGCACGGUACAAGAAUGGCGCAUUGGCCGUGUUCCGACUGGCACCUCAGGAUUAUCACCGCUUCCAUAUUCCCGUGGACGGUGUAAUGGGCGAGCCCAAGACCAUCGAGGGCGAGUACUAUACCGUGAACCCGAUGGCCGUCCGUUCAGCGUUGGAUGUCUAUGGUGAAAACGUACGCAUUCUCGUCCCCAUUGACUCUGUGGCCCAUGGUCGCGUCAUGGUCAUUUGUGUGGGAGCCAUGAUGGUCGGUAGCACGGUCAUCACCCGCAAGGCUGGCGAAAAGGUUUCUCGAGCCGAGGAGCUAGGAUACUUCAAGUUCGGUGGUAGCACGCUUCUCGUCUUGUUCGAACAAGGAAUGGUCAACUUUGAUUCUGACCUUGUGGAAAAUUCCAAGGGCGCCUUGGAAACACUGAUACGAGUGGGCAUGUCAGUCGGCCACAGCCCCGACAUCCCUCAGCAUGAACCGGACAUGCCCAAGAAGGCCGAGAAUGUCACGGUUGAAGAGAUGCAAGACGCCAAGCGCCGCAUUGAAGGCAGCCUGGCGCCUCCUGCCGACCCCAGAACGCUGCUGAGUACGAUACAAUGA
Molecule: messenger RNA, 3303 nt
Organism: Penicillium subrubescens
Lineage: Eukaryota; Fungi; Ascomycota; Eurotiomycetes; Eurotiales; Aspergillaceae
Product: putative phosphatidylserine decarboxylase Psd2
Exons: 7
Coding region: 1-3303 (1100 amino acids)
Biological process (GO): phospholipid biosynthetic process
Molecular function (GO): calcium ion binding; phosphatidylserine decarboxylase activity
Source: RefSeq, a predicted model, not a curated record